CGUUCGUGAACAAAGUCACUGCCGACGGACACAACCUGUCCUCGGCAUGGACGGCGACGUCCCCGCGCGGACAGACGACUGGAGGAACACUAAGGAGGCGGUCGACAACUUUCGCCGCCUGCUGCUUUGCUCCAAAUGGCGAGUCGGUUCUCCGGCGUCAGGGUGCAGAGACGUGAUCGAGCACCUGGACAAUCACAUGGCUGAUUACUGAUGAACUCGUUCAUUCAUUCGAGUUCAAAUUUGAUGAAGGAACCUGUGUGUCUAGGAACGUGUGAGCAUAUGGUGUGCAGGUCCUGUGCUGGCCCCCAGGCAGGAGAUGGCUGCGUGGUGUGUCACAGCCCUGCAUGGGUGAAGGACAUCCAGAUCAACAGGCAGCUGAGCAGCAUUAUACAGCUCUUCUGUGGCUUGGACUCCCUGAUCAAUCCCAUGGACCCACCAGACUCCUCUGUUCCGGAGAUUCAGACACAGCCUGCGAGCCCUGUCUCAAAACACAAGAAGAACUUCAAGAUCUGGUUCAGCCCCCGCAGCCGCAAGGUACGGUGCACAGUGGAGAGGCCCUCAGAGGUCACCGCGCCGGACAACAGGUCCACUGGAGAAACAGCUGCAGCACAGCCAGACACGAUUACUGCUCAACACCAGGACUUGUCAGUUUUCAAUUUCACCUCGUCCUCCCAAGACUCCGGCUCCUCUUCUCAAAGACGCAACACCGAAAACGUUAACAGGAAGAAGAGGUCAACCAAGACAAAUGCCGCCAGCAGGAAGGCAUUGGCACGGGGAGCCACCAGGACCACACGAAAGCAUACCGGGCAGAAAAUGAAGAAGACGAGACUGGAGGCCAUCAAUAAACAAUGGGGGGUCACCGAGGAGGUAGAUACCCCAGAGGAAAAGGAGGAGCACUGUGCUGAAGGGACAAGGAGAUCCAGUAAAAGGGUUUCCUUCCUAAGCCCUGCGGUCAUCUCUGACGAGCCUCAGCCUGAAGUGCCACAGGGGAGUUCUGCUGACCUCAGCCCUGGAAAGAGCAACGCGAGGGAGAGACACUCAGGAGGCAGCACCACUGAAAUGAUUUACCAUGCCUCGGCUGAUCAAAACACGUCUGACAGUGUUAUCCAGCAAAACACACCGUCCUCCAUUGACCUCGAGCCAAAUGAUGAUCCUGAAAAACAGGUGAACGUUUCUACUCCAAAGAAUUCCUCAAAAAGAACCAGAUUGGUGGAGAAAAUUGGCCCAUUGGAGACCACGCCAAAAAGGCCCAGGGUCUCACCAGGCCGGAGGAGAAAAUCGCCGGGUCAGAUAUCGCCAGUCGUCCUCAUCCGUCCAUUUUUGACUAGCCCCAGGAAUGAAAAGAGCAACAACAACAUCUGCAGAGAAGAGCGAGGACAGAGCCCGUCUGAUUUAGCUGCUGUGGGCCGAAAAUCUCCCGGUACUCCAGGUGCAGCUCUUGGGCGGCCGAGCUCAGGAAGCCCUGCAGUCAUGAAGAGGAACCACAAAGGGGAGACCCUGCUACAUCUCGCUGCUAUCAAGGGAGAUGUAGAAGCUGUCAAGGAGCUGCUGGACCAGGGGGCCGACCCUAACCUGAAGGAUAACGCUGGGUGGACACCCCUGCACGAAGCAUGUAACCUGGGUCACGUGGAAGUUGUGGAGGCGCUGAUCUCGAGGGGAGCUCUACUGAACACACCUGGCUAUGAAAACGAUUCUCCACUGCAUGACGCCGUGAGGAACGGGCAUCCAGCCAUUGUCAAACUGCUGCUGCAGCAUGGAGCCUCACAGAACGUACUAAAUCUGUAUGGAAAACGUCCUGCAGAUUAUGCGGUGAGUCUGGAGAUGCGGGAGAUUUUCCAGGAAGCCUCCGAAGGAACCCAGUGUGCUAAUCCGUCUGUUAGCCCCUCAGCCAGCCUCUCUGUGACGAGUAACUGUGCGAGGAGGGAUGAAAUGGUGAUGUUUGUGGCCAGCAAGCUGUGUCAUCCGGCCCAGCUUCAACUGGCCAACCUGGGACAGCUACUGGGAGGGAGGAUGGCUGACACCUUUUCUGGCUCAGUAAGCCACGUCGUGGUGCCAGAAGGACACAUGCCCACCACUUUCUCUACCCUCCUGGGUCUUCUCGCUGGCUGCUGGGUUGUCAGAUUCAGCUGGGUGGAGGCAUGUCUGCAGGCAGGCAAGUGGAUGCCCGAAACUGAGCAUGAGGCAGGAGAAGGCCCCCAGCGCAGUCGCAUCAACAGAUGUAGCCUGCUGCCACCACUCUUCGAUGGCUGCUUCUUCUUCCUGCUGGGCUCCUUCAAGGCGCCGGCCAAAGACAAGCUCACCAAGCUGCUGCGGGAGGGAGGAGGUCAACUCCUAAGCCGACAGCCCAAGCCCGAUAGCGAUGUGACACAAACCCUGAGCGCCGCCGCCUACCACGCCCUGCCCGGCUCUGACCAGGCCCUCUGCACCCAGUACAUCAUCUUCGACCCCCUGGGCCCUCACAAGCCCACAGUGGUCAGACGAGGCAAGGUAUGGUCAGCUCCCUCCACCUGGAUCAUCGACUGCAUCGCAGCCUUCCGGCUCCUCCCUGUGUCAGAACCUCAGGCAUUGCUCUAGACACAUUUUCUUUUGUACAUAUUAAAUAAUGUUUUUUCACGGUCACUUAUCAUUUAGCAUGGUAAUAAUGUGUGUUUAUCCUUUUUUAAAUACAAAGUGAUCAAGUUGACGUAAAUCACGAAAACAAGACAUUAAAACUUUUAUGAAGAUGCUGAAAUACA
Scophthalmus maximus (turbot) is the source of this 2735-nucleotide messenger RNA. RefSeq names its product BRCA1 associated RING domain 1 (gene bard1). Lineage: Eukaryota; Metazoa; Chordata; Actinopteri; Pleuronectiformes; Scophthalmidae. Gene Ontology annotation, molecular function: protein binding. The transcript has 12 exons. The record is from RefSeq and is a predicted model, not a curated record. The coding region runs from base 211 to 2574 and encodes 787 amino acids.